GCAUUGUGGGCACUUGUGGGUCUAUAUCUCUUCUUUGGAACAAAUAUACCGAAAACGUAAUUUGCGCAUGCGCAUUACGGUGUAAUAUUAGGUACAGAUGCCCUUAAGCCAAAAUAUAUAGUUGCUAUGACAACCAAGAUUUGUUUACGUUCAUUACAGUUUGUUAUUGGUUUCAACAGAAUAAUAGGUUAAUACUUCGAAUUUUCUACUAUUUAUUUAGAGUAUAUUACCACAGAGUCCAAUCUCAAGUAUUACAAUAGUGUAUCUCAACUUUUAUAUAAAUGCCGCUAUUUUCAAAUAAAUUUGCACCAAAAAAAAACACCCCCACGAAAAUCUACAACCGAUUCAUGGCGAAGAGUGAUAGAAAGGAUUUAAUACAAUUUGAUGCUGAUUUCGGGCCAAUUAAACUAAAAUUGGGUGAGCACGAAGGUGUUUUUGAAGAUGGAGAGUGGAUACCAGAGACGGGAUUGGAAGGUGAAAGGCAUAGAGAGAAUGAACAGUUAAAAAAACAAAUGCUUCGGUUGAAAGAAGAAAAUAAUUUGCUCAAACUAAAGACAGAGGUUUUGCUGGAUAUGCUUACACAAACAACUGCCGAGGCUCACAUUCAUGAGAAAGAGCUAAAACACCUUCGCCAAGACAUGAGACACUCAAUAAAAAAGUAACUCUUCCAUCAAAUUGUGAGAAACCAAAACUAAUGUAGUCGCAAGCCUCGCAACACCAUAGAGUGGAGGAGUCAAACUCAUUUAUGCGCCAACAUUCACCUCAGAGCUGGACUAAAGCUAAACUAUCGGAUGUAUAAGCGGUCAUUUCCAGCAUAGCGGCUCUCAAGUGCUUUAGAGCACAACAAUAAUUCAUAAUUUUUUCAAUAUUCUGUUUCCAUGAGCUCUAGCAAAAUAAAAAAAAACCUAGUAUUUUUUUCAUGUAAACAGGUUUGUAUUUAUAAACAAUAAUUAAGAACGUCCUUAGUUGAGCAUGCUUUGGUUGCCCAGCAACCGGAAUAAUAAUUAUGGUUGGUUAAAGCGUGCUUGCCUUAGAACAUUCUUAAGAAUCGUUUAUGAAUACGGCCCCUAAUCUAUCUAACAAUUAAAUAGUUAAAUUUGUAAAUGAAUAAUGUUGAAUUUUCUGAAUAAAUAAAUAAUUAUUUUA
Nilaparvata lugens (brown planthopper) is the source of this 1146-nucleotide messenger RNA. RefSeq names its product protein chibby homolog 1 (gene Cby). The record is from RefSeq and is a predicted model, not a curated record. Lineage: Eukaryota; Metazoa; Arthropoda; Insecta; Hemiptera; Delphacidae.